Styela clava is the source of this 1089-nucleotide messenger RNA. RefSeq lists its product as uncharacterized. Lineage: Eukaryota; Metazoa; Chordata; Ascidiacea; Stolidobranchia; Styelidae. Gene Ontology annotation, cellular component: extracellular region. Gene Ontology annotation, molecular function: chitin binding. The record is from RefSeq and is a predicted model, not a curated record.
AUGCUUGUACUGGUGGCGCAUGUACAUGGCCAUGGUCGACUUCGAGUUCCACACAGCAGGUCUACAAUGUGGAGAUAUCCUGACGAUUCGGCUAUCAAACCAUACUUGGACAUCGUAGAGGAAAACUUUAACGAUAAUGAGCUGUUUUGUGGCGGCUUCACGUACCAACAAAACUUAGGUGGGAAAUGUGGUGUUUGUGGAGAUCCGUGGGAUGCUGAUGUGAAGGAAAAUGAAGCUGGGGGAAAAUAUGCUAAAGGGAUUAUAGUUGAACAAUACACUCCGGGUAGCUGGUUCACAGUGACCGUGGAACUGACUGCACAUCACAAGGGAUAUUUUGAAUUUAGGCUUUGUCCAUGGAACAAUGUUGCUGUACCUAUUACACAUGAAUGCUUGGAUCAGUAUGUCUUGGCAAAUAAUAAAGGUAGUACUCAAUGGAUGGUUCCAACUUCUACAGGUGGCAGUUCGCAAUACUUUGAUGUUACGCUGAAGUUACCGGAGGAAAUCGAAUGCGACCAGUGCGUUCUACAGUGGAAGUACAAAGCAGGGAACACCUGGAAUUGCGAUAGUGACGGCGAAUGUUGUUCAGGAUGUGGACCACAAGAAGAAUUUUAUGGUUGUGCUGACAUAGCUAUUGGAACAGGGGCCACUUUUCCUCCUCCUGGAUUCACGAAUUCUACUCAAACUGCUAAGACUACAACAACAAAGAAUCCAAGCACUACUACUCAGUCAAUACUAACAACAACAACAACAACAGCCGCACUGACCACUGCGAGUCCAAUAGUCACAACUGAUGACGGUUCUACAUCAGGAGCUUGUCCUGGAGGAGAACCUGGGAAACAGUACUUGUAUACUUGCGAGUCAUUCUACAUUUGUGACGGAUCAAAUCAAGUGAUAUACAACUGUCCUCCCGGUACUGUUUUCAAUGAAGAAUCAAGUUUAUGCGACUAUUCUUUCAAUUCACCGCCUCCAUGUGGAGUAAGUUCUUAAUAUAUUUUUUUUCUAAAAUGUAGAUACGGAUAUUUCACCACGCUUCAAUAGCACACUAGUUUGGCAAACCAUUUUGUAUCGUUUCAAAUUUUUCGUCGAGGU